This is a messenger RNA of Lodderomyces elongisporus, 525 nucleotides long. RefSeq names its product F1F0 ATP synthase subunit d (gene ATP7). Gene Ontology annotation, molecular function: proton-transporting ATP synthase activity, rotational mechanism. The transcript has a single exon. Gene Ontology annotation, biological process: proton motive force-driven ATP synthesis. NCBI's taxonomy places the organism in Eukaryota, Fungi, Ascomycota, Pichiomycetes, Serinales, Debaryomycetaceae. The record is from RefSeq and is a predicted model, not a curated record. The coding region runs from base 1 to 525 and encodes 174 amino acids.
AUGUCAUCUGUAGCUAAACAAGCAGCAUCAAAAGUUGACUUCACCAAGAUUGUCAAAAGCUUGGGUUUGACCGGCUCCACUGCUGCUUCCUUGCAAGCUUUUAGAAAGAGAUACGAUGAAGCCAAGAAGAAUUACAUUGACUUGUCAGCACAAUCAACAGAGAUUGACUUUGCCCACUACAGAUCAGUGUUGAAGAACACCAAGGUUGUUGACGAAAUUGAAAAAGCUGUUUCUUCUUUCAAGCCAGUCACUCUUGAUAUUUCAAAGAACUUGAAGAACAUUGAAAUCUACGAGCAAAAAGCUAUUGAAAACGCCAAGUUGACUGAAAAAUCAGUCACUGAGGAAAUUGCUCAAUUGAAGGCCACUUUGAAGGACAUUGAGAGUGCUAGACCAUUCGAUCAAUUGACUGUCGAUGAUGUUGCACAAGCCUCAGACUUGGAUGCCAAAACCACUUAUAUGGUUAAGAACGGUAAGUGGGUUGUUCCAGGCUACAGGGAGAAGUUUGGUGACUUAGCAGCUAUGUAG